Marmota flaviventris (yellow-bellied marmot) is the source of this 2333-nucleotide messenger RNA. RefSeq names its product ligand dependent nuclear receptor interacting factor 1 (gene Lrif1). NCBI's taxonomy places the organism in Eukaryota, Metazoa, Chordata, Mammalia, Rodentia, Sciuridae. The record is from RefSeq and is a predicted model, not a curated record. Gene Ontology annotation, biological process: regulation of DNA-templated transcription. Gene Ontology annotation, molecular function: nuclear retinoic acid receptor binding.
CCUUCCCCACCCUCUAAAAUGUCCAAUAAUCUACAGAGGGUCUUCCUGAAACCCGCAGAGGAAAAUUCAGGCAACGCCUCACAUUGUGUUUCAGGCUGCAUGUAUCAAGUAGUUCAGACGAUUGGCUCGGAUGGAAAAAAUCUUCUGCAAUUACUUCCAAUUCCUAAUUCUUCUGGAAAUCUUAUCCCACUAGUUCAAUCUUCAGUCAUGUCUGAUGCUUUGAAAGGGAAUACAGGAAAACCAGUUCAAGUUACUUUUCAGACUCAGAUUUCCAGCUCUUCCACAAGUGCAUCAGUUCAAUUGCCCAUUUUUCAGCCAGCCAGUUCUUCAAAGUAUUUUCUUACAAGAACAGUAGAUACAGCAGAAAAAGGUAGAGUUACUUCUGUGGGAACUGAAAAUUUUACCUCAUCAGUUUCUAAAGUUAAGAGUCAUGGUGUGAAAAUUGAUGGACUCACCAUGCAAACAUUUGCUGUUCCUCCCUCAACACAAAAUGAUUCAUCUUAUAUUGUAGUCAAAACCCCGAAUCUUCCAAUGACUGUGAAGUCUCCAGUUUUGCCUUCCGGGCAUCAUUUACAAAUUCCAGCCCAUGCUGAAGUGAAAUCCGUACCUGCAUCAUCAUUGCCUCCUUCAGUUCAGCAAAAGAUACUUGCAGCUGCAACCACAAGUACCUCAGGAGCAGUUGAGUCCUCCCAAAUACCAACAGUUAUUUAUGUAUCUCCUGUAAAUACAGUGAAAAAUAUAGUUACCAAGAACUUUCAAAAUAUCUAUCCAAAACCUGUUAAAGAAAUAGCAAAGCCACUGAUACUAAAUACCACCCAAAUUCCAUCGAAAGUUGCUGCAGAGACACAAUUAAAAGGUGGUCAGCAUUCUCAAGCUGCUCCAGUGAAAUGGAUUUUUCAAGAAAAUCUUCGGCCUUGUACUCCAUCUCUUGUUCCUGUUAAAUCUUCAAAUAAUGUGGCUUCAAAGAUUUUAAAAACUUUCGUAGAUAGGAAAAGUUUGGGAGAUAAUACUGUAAAUAUGCCACCAUUGAGUACCAUCAGUCCUAGUGGGACACAAUCCAUAAGUGUGCCAAUUAAAGAUAAUGCUUUGGUUAUGUUUAAUGGGAAAGUCUAUCUGUUGGCUAAAAAGGGGGCAGAUAUUUUGCCAUCACAAAUUGACCAUCAGAAUUCUGUUUCUCCUGAUAUUCCACUAAGAAAAAACACAUCACAGGUAGUGAGUUCAAGUCCAGUCACAGAAAUAUCCAGAGAGGUUGUAAAUAUUGUUUUGGCUAAAAGUAAAUCUUUACAGAUGGAGACAAAAUCACUUUCAAAUACCCAGCUUGCUUCCAUGAUUAAUCUAAGUGCAGAGAAGAAUAAAAUGUUCGAAAAAUCAUCUCUUUCUACCACAAACCCACAUAACAUGAAUCAAUCCAGUAACUACCUAAAACAGAGUAAGACUUUAUUCACAAAGCCAGUCUUUCCAGAUGGAUUUAGUACAGGACAGAAUGCCCCCAGAAAAGGAAAUACGAUCCAGAGCAUAGAGAAAAUAAAUUCCUCUGUUGAUGCAACAACUGUUACUUCACAACAGUAUGUUUUCAGAGACCAAGAAUCAAAGAUACAGAAUGAGAUGGCAUCAACAUUAGGAAAAGUCUCUCAAGGAAGAAAUGACAAGAAAGUCUCUGAAGGAAAUAGUGUUAAGGCAUCAUGUCUGAAGAGCGAUGCUGAAUUUAAAAAGAUAUUUGGUCUCACUAAAGAUUUGCGAGUGUGCCUUACUCGAAUUCCUGAUCAUUUGCACUCUGGAAAAAGUUUUGAUUCUUUUAGCAGUGUGAUGAAGAGUAGUACUAACACAGAGACAGAGUUUGUGGUGAAGGAACAAGAGAGAAAACAGGGUUUUAAUAAGAAAAGAAAAGCAAAAAACAUGAAGAAGAUGGAUCACACAAAGAAGAGAAAAACCGAGAGUACCUGCAACACAGUCAUAAAUGGGGUAACUAUUGUCACCAGUUCCCAACCCCUCUGCAGUGUUUUACCGACUUCAGACGUAUCAAAAAAUAACAUUCCCACAAGCUGCAGCAAAACCAGAGAAGAAAAGAUAACUGAAGUAGAACACUAUUCCCACAAGAAGGAGGAGAAAGGUGCAUUGAGUUCAUAUGCAGCUUUUGAACAAAGUAAUUUCUUUAAUAAAAAAUAUACUGAAGAUAUUUUCCCAGUGACACCACCAGAAUUAGAAGAAACCGUCCGAGAUGAAAAAAUAAGAAGACUUAAACAAGUGCUAAGAGAGAAAGAAGCAGCUCUUGAAGAAAUGCGUAAGAAGAUGCACCAAAAAUAAUAAAAAUGUUAUGUACUGAAAGACUUUAA